AUGACACACAUGCAGGAGAUGGAGAUAGAAGCACAGGCUCAUGAAGCUCAUGAAAGAGGAGAGAUGGAGGGACAGAAAGACUAUGAUGAACUGAGACUGAUGGGGACAGAAGUGAUAUUAAACAUGACUGGGCCAAAACGGACAUGGCAGCAGGUCAAAAUCAAAUAUAAGAACAUUCUUCAGAAUGCAAUGAAAAAGAAUACCCACAGCAAAGGCACGGGUGGUGGGUCACCAAAAGCUGACCUCACCCCAGCAGAGGACCUAGCCUUGGAGCAUAAUAAUGGCAGGCCCGUGUUGGAGGGGAUCCCUUGGGGGAAAGAGACAGGCAUAGGUCCCUCCCAAGAUGCCACCCACUUUAUACAAGCAGCACUUGUGCUCAGGAGAGCCUUCAGGCGAGAAAGGGUCUUCAGGGACCGGUUGGACCCACUGGCCUUCCCUGAUGACCAUCUAUACGAAAGAUACAGGUUUUCUGCAGAUGGCAACAGGUAUCUGUGCAGACUGCUGGGUCCCAGGAUUAAGCACCGCACAGCAUGGAGCCAUGCACUGUGUGUGGAGCAAAUGGUUUGUGUGGCCUUGCGCUUUUUUGCAAGUGGAGCCUUCCUGUACUCAGUGGGGGAUGCAGAACAGCUGAACAAGGCCACAAUUUGCUGCACAAUAAGGAGUGUGUGUCUGGCUAUCAAUGCUUUAGCAGAAGUCUUCAUCUCCUUCCCUGGCCACAGAAGACUCUGUGACAUCAAAGAGGAGUUCUAUAGGAUUGCAGGUUUCCCCAAUGUCAUUGGUGCAGUGGACUGCACACAUAUAAGAAUAGAGGCCCCCUCAGGUGCCCAUGAGGCAGAUUUUGUGAAUAGGAAAUCCUUUCACAGCAUUAAUGUUCAGAUGGUCUGCAAUGCUGACUGUGUGAUCAGCAAUGUUGUGGCAAAAUGGCCUGGCUCAGUCCAUGACUCCAGAAUCUUUCGGGCCUCUGAAAUCUAUCAGCGCCUAUCACAAGGUGAGCCACACAGCCCCUAUUAA
Messenger RNA from Misgurnus anguillicaudatus (oriental weatherfish), 1011 nucleotides. The record is from RefSeq and is a predicted model, not a curated record. NCBI's taxonomy places the organism in Eukaryota, Metazoa, Chordata, Actinopteri, Cypriniformes, Cobitidae.